This is a messenger RNA of Dovyalis caffra, 2469 nucleotides long. NCBI's taxonomy places the organism in Eukaryota, Viridiplantae, Streptophyta, Magnoliopsida, Malpighiales, Salicaceae. The record is from the annotation of a GenBank genome assembly.
AUGGCCAUGGCCUCCACUUCUUCCUCAUCACUUCCAAUCCCUCUCUCCACACCUUCCCAUGAGCCAUCCAAUAAAACCCAAAAAGCUUCCAUCUUUAAAAUCUCGCCACCACCAAGCCCAUCUCUUAAAACCCCAUCAAUUCGCUCUCGCUUAAGCAAACUUUGUCAAGAAGGGCAACUCCAUCUCGCACGCCAACUGUUUGACACACUUCCCCGCCCAACAACUGUCAUUUGUAACUCCGUCAUAAUUGGCUUCAUUUGCAAUAACUUGCCUUUUGAAGCCAUUUUGUUUUAUUCUAAGCUAAAAAGUUCCAGUCUUGGAACCAAAUUUGAUUCAUAUACUUACUCUUCUACACUCAAAGCUUGCGCGGAAACGCGCAGUUUAAAGAUCGGUAAAGCCAUUCAUUGCCAUCUUAUUCGGUGUUUAUCGAAUCCUAGUAGAAUUGUGUAUAAUUCCCUUUUGAAUAUGUACUCUAGUUGUUUAAGCAAUGUGGGUUGUUUGAGUUAUUUUGAUUACUCAAAGUAUGAUUUAGUGCAUAAAGUUUUCGAUACGAUGAGAAAGAGAGAUGUUGUUGCUUGGAAUACUAUGGUUUCUUGGUAUGUAAAGACAGAAAGACAUGUAGAAGCAGUUAAGCUAUUUAGGAUGAUGAUGAAAACGGGUAUAAAACCGAGUCCAGUUAGUUUUGUCAAUGUUUUUCCUGCCUUUUCGAGCGUAGGAGGUUUCAAGAAUGCUGAUGUUCUUUAUGGGAUGCUUGUUAAAAUGGGUAGUGAAUAUGUGAAUGACUUGUUUGUUGUGAGUUCGGCAAUAUUCAUGCUUGCAGAGCUUGGACGUGUUGAUUUUGCUAGGAAGGUUUUUGACCAUCGUGUGGAGGAGAAUACGGAAAUCUGGAAUACUAUGAUUGGUGGAUAUGUACAGAAUAAUUGUUUGGUUGAGGGUAUCGAUCUUUUUGUUCAAGCUGUCGAAACAGAACAGACUGUUCUAGAUGAUGUAACCUUUCUCUCAGCAUUAACGGCCGUCUCACUGCUGCAAUGUUUAGACUUGGCUCAGCAGCUGCAUGCUUUUGUAAUUAAGAAUCUAGAGGUAUUACCGGUGAUUAUACUGAAUGCGAUCAUUGUCAUGUACUCAAGGUGUAAUUCUGUCCACACGUCAUUUGAAGUUUUCGAGAAGAUGGUGGAAAGAGAUGUUGUAUCUUGGAAUACCAUGAUUUCUGCUUUUGUACAGAAUGGAAUGGAUGAUGAAGGGUUGAUGCUUGUAUAUGAGAUGCAGAAUCAAGGGUUUGCAAUUGAUUCUGUGACAGUAACUGCUCUACUUUCUGCAGCAUCUAAUCUCAGAAACCAAGAAAUUGGAAAGCAGACCCAUGCUUAUCUUCUUAGGCAUGGGAUACGCUUUGAAGGAAUGGGUGGUUAUCUUAUAGACAUGUAUGCAAAAUGCGGCUUGAUUAGGCUUUCACAACAAAUUUUUGAGAGAGGCAAUGUGGAAAAUAGAGAUCAAGCCACCUGGAAUGCUAUGAUCGCUGGGUACACGCAGCAUGGGCUAGUAGAAGAAGCUUUUGUUACCUUUAGACAAAUGCUUGAGAAAAAUGUAAUGCCCAAUGCUGUAACCUUAGCAUCCAUUCUCCCAGCUUGUAAUCCUGUGGGAAGUAUAGAUUUGGGAAAGCAGCUCCAUGGAGCCUCUAUUCGGCUAUUGUUAGACACAAAUAUCUUCGUCAGCACCUCCCUUAUCGACAUGUACUCUAAAUCAGGCGCAAUCAAUUAUGCUGAAAGUGUGUUUACCAAAUUACCAGAGAAGAACUCUGUUACCUACACAACAAUGAUAUUGGGUUAUGGUCAACAUGGGAUGGGCGAGAGAGCUCUCUCCCUGUUUCAUUCAAUGCAGAAAUCUGGGAUUGAACCUGAUGCCAUUACUUUUGUUGCUAUCUUGUCAGCUUGCAGUCAUUCAGGGUUGGUUGAUGAAGGUCUUCAAAUAUUUAAGUCAAUGGAGAAGGAUUUUAAGAUUCAGCCCUCAACUCUGCACCAUUGUUGCGUUGCAGACAUGUUAGGGAGAGUUGGUAGGGUGGUUGAAGCUUAUGAGUUUGUUAAACAAUUGGGUGAAGCUGGCAAUGUUUUGGAAAUUUGGGGAUCACUUCUUGGGGCUUGCAGACUCCAUGGACACGUUGAAUUGGGAGAAGUCAUUGCAAAGAAGUUGCUUGAAAUGGAGAAAGUAGGCAACAUUGCAGGCUAUCAUGUUUUGCUCUCCAAUAUAUAUGCUGAUGAAAGAAACUGGGUAAAUGUUGAUAAAGUAAGGAAACAGAUGAGGGAAAAGGGUUUGCAGAAGAAAGUUGGCUCCAGUUGGAUCGAUAUCGGAGGUUCUGUGGCCCGUUUUGCUUCAAAAGAUCAAGACCACCCUAAGGCUGAUAAGAUAUAUGAAAUGUUGGAAGGAUUGGCUAUGGAGAUGAAAAAGGUUGAUCAUAGUCCUCGAAUCAAUCCAUGA